Messenger RNA from Dentiscutata erythropus, 258 nucleotides. The record is from the annotation of a GenBank genome assembly. NCBI's taxonomy places the organism in Eukaryota, Fungi, Glomeromycota, Glomeromycetes, Diversisporales, Gigasporaceae.
AUGAGAGAUAAAUAUAAUUCUAAACCGUUAUGUUCAUCAUAUUUUGUUGAACCUUUAGAUUGGAUAUUUUCAGAAGAUAAUCAAAAUGAUAAAGAAGAAAAUGAUAAAGAAGAAAAUGAAUUAGAUGGAAAGAUUAAAUGUCCAAAAUGUAAAGCAAAAUUAGGAAAUUAUAAUUGGGCAGGGAUGCAAUGUUCUUGCGGUACAUGGGUAACACCAUCAUUUGCUAUUCAUCGUGAAAAAGUCGAUGAAAUUUAUUAA